Molecule: messenger RNA, 1818 nt
Organism: Spodoptera littoralis (African cotton leafworm)
Lineage: Eukaryota; Metazoa; Arthropoda; Insecta; Lepidoptera; Noctuidae
Source: the annotation of a GenBank genome assembly
AUAAUGGUGAAAGUAACUACAAUACCACCUGUGUCUCCAAUUUAUUUUAAUGUAGCUGAAUAUUGCUUGUUUGGUAUCAUAUUAGGUGUUAUAAUAGGAAUUAUUGUGUAUUAUAAUGUUAUCAAUAGAAAAUAUGUUACUGUGGCUGGGUUCCUGUUUGGUGGGAAGAAUAUGUCAGUUAUCCCUAUUACUUUGGCUCUAAUUGCGAGUCAUCUGACGAGUAUCACUCUUCUCGGUGUCCCCGUGGAAAUAUACCUCAGAGGCACGCAGUAUUGGGCGUCAGCACUCUCACUUGUCAUCGUCACCUUUCUCACAGCUGUCAUUUAUUUACCUGUGUUCCACAAGCUCCAACUGUCAUCAAGCUUCGAAUAUUUAGAGAUAAGGUUCUCAACACACACACGGACAAUUGGUGCAGUUCUGUUCGUCGUUAGCAAGCUUAUGUUACUCCCUAUUGUGCCUUAUGUACCACUCAUGGCUUUUAGACUAGUAACAAAUCAGUUAGCAGGACGUGUGACCGCAGUUUUAUGCGUCGCAUGCGCAACGUUUAGCGCUGUUGGUGGUUUACGAGCAAUAGUGGCUAUUGGUAUCAUGACGACUUUCUUGGCUCUUGCUGGCACUGCAUUACCUAGUGGACUAGCUCUGUUACCCAUGGGAUUUAAGAGGAUGUGGGAAAUCGCCAAUCAUGGUGGACGAUUAGUUCUUUAUGAUCCUGACCCCGAAAUGGCACACCACACAUCGUUCUUUGCAGUCACAUUAGCUCUAUCAACAAACUGGCUAUGGAAGAUAGCAUUAAGUCAAGCAACACUUCAGAAACUGUUAGCAGUACCAACAAUUAGUCAAGCAAGAAUAUGUCUCGCCAUAUCCUGUGUUGGUGUGAUAUUUAUGAAGUUGCUUUCUUGUUUCCUUGGGCUAGCACUUUAUGCGUGGUUUGCUGGCUGUGAUCCCCUACUUACGGGGCAGAUAAAGAAACAUGAACAGCUCGUCCCUCUAUUUCUCAACAAUCUAUCUCUGAUGUUCCCGGGUAUUUGUGGAAUUUUCAUCAUCUCAAUAUUCAGUGCAACUACUGGCUGCAUUGCUUCGUUGAUAAAUUCUGUUGCUGGAGUGCUGUUUGAAGAGUUUAUCAGGCCGUGGAUGCCUCAGAGUACCAAUGAGAGUGCCUGCUGUCGGAUUAUGAAGUGUCUCUGCGUGUUGGUUGGCCUAUACUGCGGCUCAGUAGUUUGGUUUGCAAAGGAACUGGACCGCUUGCAACACGUCGCUUCUGGAGUUACUGGAGUCACGGCUGGGACACUACUGGGUUUGUUCACACUCGGCAUUGUGUGUUCUAGAGCCAACUGUUCUGGAGCUCUAAGCGGUUGUUUAUUAAGUCUGAUACUGUGUGGGUGGUUACUUAUUGGUGCAGAAAAUGCUUUAGCGACGGGAGCAUUGACCUUCCAGGGCAAGCCAUUGACCAUUUCAGGCUGUGGAAAAGCUAAUUUCACAAAUGUACUGGCGAACAUAACCACUGUAGUUCCGAAUGCUGCCAACCAGUUACCGAAGAAACCAUUGCAGUCACUAUUCCGAAUAUCCUUCACUUACUGUCCGUUUGCCGGAGCCGUAUCAGUACUCUUAAUUGGACUCCUAAUGAGUUAUCUCACGGGAAAGUCCAAGUCUGACUCAAUGAACCCCGACGUGUUCUGCCCAUUAACCCAGAGUAUUCUUCACAAAUCAGCGAUUAGAAGUCCCACGGCAUCUCUGGAAACAAGACCGAAUAACACCCAAGAAGUUUACGUGGCAUUGGACGAAGCUCUCAAGCAUCUGAAAGAAAUUAUUGAUCGAUAA